AUGGCCAGCAAUGUUUUAUCCACAUCUGUGACUAGUGAGAACCUGAGUUGCCAUGACAUGCUAGCAUGGGUCAAUGAGUCCUUGCAUCUCACCUACACCAAGAUUGAACAGCUAUGCUCAGGAGCACAAUACUGCCACUUGAUGGCAAUGUCGGGCUGCAUCCACCUGAGGAAAGUGAAAUUCCAGGCCAAGCUGAAGCAUGAAUACAUCCACAACUUCAGGCUACUUCAGGCUGCUUUUAAAAGGACGGGCAUGAAUAAAAUCAUCCCAGCGGAGAGGUUGGUGAAGGAGAAGUUCCAGGACAACGUUGAGUUCAUUCAGUGGUUUAAGAAAUUCUUUGAUGCCAACUACGAUGGGAAGGAGUAUAACCCGCUGCUGGCAAGGCAAGGCCAGGAUCUACCUCCUCUUUCAAAAGCGGUUAUAACUAUUGUGCAGAAGAAUCCUCCUUUGGCCUGGAAUGGCAGCAGUGAAGCAGAUGACCAGAUCUUGAAACUAAACCAGCAGUUUAUUGACCUGAAAUUGACAGUGGAUAACAUGGACAGGAAGGUUGAUCUAUGCCUUCAGAAACUUUGCCAAAUUGAGAUGUACCAGAAGCAAGCCAGGCCACAGACUGAAUUUGCAACAUCAGAGUCAUGGACAAAGUCAAACUCAGGAAUUCAGCAGUUCAUGAGCAGACCAUCUACUUCUGUUACGUUAUUGGCAGAAAUCAGUAUUAACAUGUCCUGCCCUGGAGAGUCUGGCAUUUUACAACAGGCUUAA
This is a messenger RNA of Sceloporus undulatus (fence lizard), 759 nucleotides long. Its product is annotated as microtubule-associated protein RP/EB family member 3-like. The record is from RefSeq and is a predicted model, not a curated record. Bases 1 to 759 code for a protein of 252 amino acids. NCBI's taxonomy places the organism in Eukaryota, Metazoa, Chordata, Lepidosauria, Squamata, Phrynosomatidae. Gene Ontology annotation, cellular component: microtubule organizing center; cytoplasmic microtubule; microtubule plus-end. Gene Ontology annotation, molecular function: microtubule plus-end binding. The transcript has 2 exons. Gene Ontology annotation, biological process: spindle assembly; regulation of microtubule polymerization or depolymerization; protein localization to microtubule plus-end.